AUGGGUUGUACAACUAGCUCACACGUACCCUCAGAUGACUGCGAAGAGAGCGAUAUGAGCGAUAUGAGCGAAGAGGAAAUCCAUGAAGCUGUUUUGGCGGCCGGAAAGAAAGCUAAGAUUACCGGUCUUUGUGAGAAGUGCGAUCAAAUCGUGGGCUGGUUCUUUCUGGAGCAAAAAGUGUUCGGAAGAAUAAUCAAAAGAGAGGAGAGCUCGCGCCAACUUAUUCACAAUUUCAAAAUCGACGAAUUCAAGUCUUUUUGCAAGCUCUGCAAUUUCCUCUAUUCCAUCUGGGCUGAAGGGAAGGAAGGCAAUGAUGAAGAAUAUUUUUCCCUUGCAAGGUCAACUGCAGCAUAUUUGUUUGGCUUCAGGUACGCCAUCGGCAAUGCGUUGGAGCCCGUCUACGUCAAUAAAAUUAUCUUUUACCUCGUGGCUGGUGAAUAUGCCAAUGAACCUAUGAGCCAUCGUACUAAUACAAUCUUUGGCUUUUCUAACGCAAAUGCUUAUAAAGAUGGAGUAGCCAUACGCAAUCUGUCAUUACAGGCUGAUUUGUCUCUCGUCCGGGAAUGGAUUCGGCAGUGCGAUGACAAUCAUGCCGAUUCUAACUUGAAUUGCCUACCAAGAGAUGGCAUUUCACUUCAAGGCUUCACAGUAAUCGACUGUAAAGAUGGGAGGAAUAUCCUGGUGCCAGGUACCACCUGCAUGGAGUACGUAACACUGAGCUACGUCUGGGGAUCUGAAGUAUCAGAAGGGCCAGAUCAGUUCGGAAAACUACCGUCUACUCUUCCAAAUCUUAUAACCGAUGUUAUCAAGGUUGUCAUAGCUCUGGGCUACAGAUACUUGUGGAUUGAUAGAUACUGUGUUCCUCAAGAUGAUUCUUCUGAUAUUAAAUCCCUUCUCGUCAAGAACAUGGAUAAGAUCUAUUCACAAUCUACUCUUACGAUAAUCGCCACUACUGCCAAAUGCCCAAGUGAAGGUCUCCCUGGGAUCAGCAAGCCUAGAAUAGCUGUGCAAAAAUCUCUGCAAAUGAAUUCCAUUCAUCUGGUGCAGUGGGUCAGUAACAUCCAGUAUGAGAUCGAUAAUUCCGUAUGGAAAACGCGCGGGUGGACCUAUCAAGAAGCUUUAUUGUCAAGACGCAGGCUCGUGUUCACUGAGACUCAGUGCUAUUUUCAAUGCGAUGCAGGAGGUAUUCGGAGCGGCAAAGGAGGUGGUCGGAUGGAAAGUAUCGACUAUGACCUCACAACGGAAAGACAUAUCCAGAUGAGGCGUCGCAUCCCAAUGAUAUUUCGUCCACGGCCAAAACAUUACACCGACAGGGAAAUAUCCUUCUUCAGCCUUAUGGUAAGCGAGUAUACCGAGAGACAACUCUCGAAAGACUCCGACGUUCUGCCUGCCUUUCUGGGUAUAUUGGGUAUGUUCACGUCUGAGUGCUCAAUUUUUCAUGGACACAUAUACGGAGUGCCAAUUUUCGAGUCCAGUAACAAAUUACUCCCUGUUGACACUACCGCUACGCUAAUAAUGGCUAUUACAUGGAAAUUUUAUUGGCACUUUCUUAAUCUUGAGAGUUUAUUCGCGGCAACUUUGCCAUCAAGGAGACGGACCUCGCCAAGCUGGACGUGGUGUGAUUGGAAAUAUACUUCACCGUCGUUUUAUUCGAUUGAAUGGACAGAUGAAAUUCUAGGUUCAGAUUCCCCGAGGGGAGCUAUGGAUAUAGUGCACGACCAAAAGCUUAACCUCGAGUUCGAGAACGGCACCAUACUCCCGUGGCCUCGCGAAGCGGAUCUUGCUGAUCUUGCGCAAAAGAUUAUGCUGAUGGGAAACGUGCGCUAUAUCCAUGUUUUUGGGCCGUUCACGCAUCUUCCAAUUCUUAUUAGCUCAAAUCCCGAGUGGUGGGGCCGGAAACUGUGUGGUCCGUAUGUAAUAGAUGAGUCGGUAAUUUGUUGGCUUUCGGGGUUGGCAAGAGAUCGGGGGAUGAAUGUUACGGAUAAUGAGGAGUAUGUCUUUAAGGCAUGGGUAUAUGCUUCAGGAAUAAGCCGAGUUUCUUAUCCUGUAGAAUCUAAGAGAGUUGUUCACAUGAUGCUGCUGAGUGAAAUCUCAGAUUUGAACACCUUUGAGCGCAUCGAUGUAUGUACAUUUGAUGUGGAAUUGGAAUUGAAAGAAGAAGAAUGGCAACAGGAGAAUUUGGAGGAUAUUGCGAAAAAGCUGGGAUGGGAGAUGAAGGCUUUUAGACUUGCAUAG
Molecule: messenger RNA, 2235 nt
Organism: Botrytis sinoallii
Lineage: Eukaryota; Fungi; Ascomycota; Leotiomycetes; Helotiales; Sclerotiniaceae
Exons: 1
Coding region: 1-2235 (744 amino acids)
Source: RefSeq, a predicted model, not a curated record